Molecule: messenger RNA, 1807 nt
Organism: Penaeus chinensis
Lineage: Eukaryota; Metazoa; Arthropoda; Malacostraca; Decapoda; Penaeidae
Product: transmembrane protein adipocyte-associated 1-like
Exons: 8
Coding region: 158-1408 (416 amino acids)
Biological process (GO): G protein-coupled receptor signaling pathway
Cellular component (GO): plasma membrane
Molecular function (GO): G protein-coupled receptor activity
Source: RefSeq, a predicted model, not a curated record
AUAUUUGUUUCCUCUGUGCGUGACGCAUCCAUGUCAAACAUACGAAAGUGUUCUCACUGAUAAUUGGCGUUGUGCGAUAGGUAUGGACACCGCGUAUUAACAAAGUUCAUUGCACGUGAGUAGGAAAAUGUAAAAACGUUGUUGAUGAGCACGUGCGAUGGCGAGCAAGGCGCUAACGACCCUGGCGGGGCCCACGACUGGGGCUCCAACGCACACCCCGUCAGCCAGCCCAUCUUUGCCAACAUUCCCAACCACUGCAGUUUACACCACCACGGCCUCCCCUGACAACACCACCACUGCAAAACCAUCGACGGAAGAUGAUGGCUUCUGCAAACUCAUACUCUACAUGGAGAUCGGAGACUCCAGGGUGCGAGUAUGGGACCUUUUGCUGUUGUUGCCCACUGUCCUUUUUCUAAUAGGCCUUCUCAUCAAAAUCAACAGUGCAAGACUCAAACUGCGUGCUGUCCACAGCCCUAUAUAUGCUACCUUUUAUGGUCUGAUUUGGCUAAACACUUUGGUGUCUGUUACGAGAUGUGUUGUGUCCAUGACUGUUAAUGCAGCCACCCCAUCGGGAGAUGUAGCUAACAAGCUGUUGUAUGUCAUCGUUCGUUUCUUUUUAUUAGCUACUGAGAUGAGUGUUGUCGUCUUUGCCGUCUUUUUUGGACACUUAGACAACAAGACCAGCAUUAGGCGCGUCCUGGUGGUCACCUCAAUGAUUGCCCUGCCGUACUCUGUGGUGCAAGGGGCACUGGAGGUCCUCACGCCAGACCAAGACUUCUAUGUUCCUGCCAAGGACUAUGACCUCUUUGGUCACGGUGGAUCGCUCUUUUGGAUGAUAUCAUCCAUUGUCUUUACGCUGAUCUACUCAUUCAUCUUGGUGUUGAGACUGGACUGGCUGAGAAAGCGUUUCUUAUUCCUUCUGUGGAUGCCAAUGAAACGUGCCUUUUACGUGUACCUUGGGUUCCUAGCUGGUCUUAACCUAAUCCAGAGCAUUGGGAGUGGCCUCUACCAUGCUCAUAUUGCUGUGGGUUUGUGCCUAGUCAAUGCCACCACCUGGACUUACUUUUCCCUCCUGACACCCCUUAUAUACUACACAUUCAUAUCAGAAUUUUUUGGUCAGAAAAGUCGGGAGCAAGUUGAGAACAUUGUUUUCUCAUAUAAGUCUGAAGAUGAUGAGGACACCAGUUCCCUACCUCUUCCGGGUGCUGAGUUUCCACAGCAAAAUAUUUACCAGUCUGGAAGUGCUCCAUACAGCAGCCUGUCAGAAGAGGUUGGGAGUGAUGGCCAGACUCCAGUUAAUCCCUUAUACUCCGCUUCCCUCCAGAGCCCAGACUCCAUCACUGGAUAUUCCAUCAACUCCGUCGAUGAUAUUACUAUUAAUGCUUAUAAUAAGUCUCAGGCACAGUGAAACUGGUCAUAAUCAAUGUAAAGUGUGCAGAUUUGCAUCAGUAGACCAGAAUAUUUGGUCUUAAAUGUAUGUGAUGUUACUCUACAAUCCAAAGACUUUGAUAAGGACACAUUGGAAGAACAAUGUUGAAAACUUUGUUUUAAUUGUGUAAAUGAACGAAUGGUGUCUAUUUUAAUUGUGGAAGUGACUGAAUGAAUUGUCUUAAUUAUGUAAGGGAAUUACUGAAUAUGUGUAUGUAAAUGAAUAUGUGGGAAAGAGCAUUUAAUAUAGUGAAUGACUGAAUGAAUAAGUGAACAACCAUAUUAUUAUUAUUAUUUUUUUUUUUUUUUUGUGUGUGUGUGUGUAAGUGUUUGAAUUUGUUGGUGGACAUGUGUGUGUAUGUAUGUGUUUGUGGACAUG